Molecule: messenger RNA, 1638 nt
Organism: Hymenoscyphus albidus
Lineage: Eukaryota; Fungi; Ascomycota; Leotiomycetes; Helotiales; Helotiaceae
Source: the annotation of a GenBank genome assembly
CAGUUGGCCUGCACCCCAAACAAAACAACCUUCACAGGACAAACCACAUUUGACAACUUGCAUCAUUUUGUCCGGCCACAUCGCGAUCCACAAGUAUUUUACGACCUCCUGCAACCUGCAACUUUACGCAACGCGCAAAUUUACUCCUCCAAAUCUACAUAAAGUACCUUCAAGAUGGCCGACAUCACAGGCGCCAGCACUGCCACCGAACCGGUCAUCGAGAAGAAGGAGACCGAGCCUACCACUAGCUCUACUACCACCGACGCAACUGCCAAGAAGGAUGAAAGCGCGGUACGUCUGACCGUUUUGUUUGUCGCGAUCAUGAGGUUGCGAGGGACCAAGCUUGAGCUUGGUGGGGGUUGGCGGGGAUGUUGAAGGAGGGGUAUCGUGAUUUUUUUUACUGACUAUGGAAAUCUUUCGCAGACCUUGACCGAGCAAGCCACCGCCGCUGCAUCCACCGCUGCUACCUCCGUUACCUCUGCCGCCGCUGGUGUUAAGGACAAUGUCUUUUCGAUGUUUGGAGGUGGAGCCAAGAAGGAGAAGGUAGAAGAUGAGGAUCGUGGCGAGAACUCCGGAUCCGCAAAGGCUCAGAAGGAGGCUGCUGCUUCAGAGAACCCCGAGGUAUGCCAACGAUAGGAAUUCAUCACAGAUGGAAAUACAUGCAGAUGGCAGGGUGCUGAUCUGAUUUUUUAUCUAGGACGAAGCACCAGAGUCUGAGGAUGUGCACUUUGAGCCUGUCAUCCGUCUCACCGAGAAAGUCGAAGUCAAGACCAACGAAGAGCUCGAGGAGCAGAUGUUCAAGAUGCGCGCAAAGCUCUUCAAGUUCGACAAGAGCAACAACGAGUGGAAGGAGCGUGGGACUGGUGAUGUUAGACUCUUGAAGCACAAGGAGAACCAAAAGACCAGAUUGGUUAUGCGCAGAGACAAGACUUUGAAGGUUUGCGCCAACCACUACAGUAUGUGCAUAUCUAUUCUUCUUCCCCGGGAAUCGGGAGAGUUAUUUGCACGCAAUGCUGAUUUCUCUAGUCGUCCCUGAGAUGAAGCUCUCCCCCAACGUUGGAUCCGACCGAAGCUGGGUUUGGAACGCUGCCGCGGAUGUCAGUGAGGGUGAGCCAGAGGCGCAAACUCUUGCUAUUCGAUUUGCCAACUCCGAAAGUAUGUCAAAAUCUUCAAUUCACUUAUCCCGACACAAAAACUAAUGGUUUCGUCACAGAUGCCAACCAGUUCAAGGAGGCAUUCAUCAAGGCCCAACAAGAUAACGAGGUUCUUUUCGCCAAGUCUUAAACAGCCCAUGGCCAACUUUACACGUUGAGGACUCAUUGAAAAUUUUCAAUUCCAAUCCAAGUAACGACACCUUUCACAUCGACCACGAAAGUUACGAGAACCGCUUUUGCACGAAUUACAUCAACCCUUUCCCAAUAAAAACACAAAUUCCCCCACCCGCGCGUCACGUUAAUUUUGUUCGGCCGAGAAGUUUCCCCGCACCUCUUUGUAAACAAUCAUUGGGUUCGUCCCUUGACGGAAUCUGGCGAUACUUUUCAUUCUUCUUCUCCCCUUUUCAUACUUUCAUGCAUUGUGUGGGCGAAGUCAUAGAUUUGAUGAUGGUGGAGGACAUUGAAACGAGUUCUUCCGCCUCUU